UGUCAAAAUUAUUUAUCGUACAUUUUCGCGGGAGAAAUUAAUAAAAUGUGCUAGCUACCUAUUGAAAAUAACUUAAAAAAAACAGCAAUCAAAAUAGCGUGCUAAGCUUUCAUACCGAACAUAACCAUAUCGCGAACUGUGUGAACAGUUAUUCAACAACAAAAUGAAAUGACGUUAUUGAUUUUUGGAGGUUGUAUACGAAACUGCAGUUGCACGCUUAAAAUGUGAAAAUAAAUUAACAAGUGCCAAUUGUACCCGUAGUUUUGACUGUAAAUUCGUAUUAUUUGAGUUCAUAAUGCGUCCCAAUCGCCGUUUUCACAUGUUAAAAGGCUUCAAACUUGUGUAAUACGCGUUGGUUGUGUAGAUGAAAUAACCGCGGAUAUGGCUCGGUGCUCUACGGACGCGGACGUCCACGCUGCGGAGGUGGACGCGGAGGAACUCGAUUUAGAGAUCAGUGUGGACAAGAUUGACGAGGGAUUGUUUCUUGGGAAUCUAGCUUGUGCCCGGGAGCAGAAGACCUUGGAAACCCUCGGGAUCACGCACAUACUGACAAUAGACAUUGUGCCGUUGCCCAGGAGUCUGCAGGAAAGGAUCAAUGUUGUCUUCAAGUAUGUCAAAUUGGCCGAUGUACCAAAAGACGAUCUCAUCUCCCAUCUGCCAGAAUGCAACGAAUUCAUCGAGAACGCCGUGGAAGCUGGUGGCAACGUACUGGUCCAUUGUUACUUUGGCGUGUCGCGCUCCGCUGCGGUGGUCAUAGGUUACAUUAUGAAAAGGUAUUUUCUGGACUACGAGGAUGCCUUCCGGUUGGUGAAAUCACGUCGGCGCUUUAUCGGGCCCAAUCCUGGUUUCGUUGCUCAGCUGAAAUUGUAUGGACAGAUGGGCUAUGUGCUUAAUAAGGACGACCCGAGAUACAAACAGUUUCGACUAAAAAUGGCGGGACAGAAACUAAAAGAAAUAAAAAUCCUCCCCCAACUUUUCGCGGACCUGAUCAAACCGGACCCGGGUCUGGUCCGGGAGCGUCCGGACCCCAUCGUGUACCGUUGUAAAAAGUGUCGCCGGGUCGUCGCCAGUCAGAACAACAUUAUACCACACGUGCCCAAGCAUGUUAAGGUCGAGUUGGCGAAGAGAGGUAUCAGGCCGUCUAUAUCCAAGCUGCCCGGUCUGUCGUGCUCCGAUAACGGCCAACACCUCAUCCAGAAGCUGAAGAGCUUGGCGUGCCAGAUACUCGACAACGACACCACGGAGGCCACAGCGGUCCCGGCCUCGCACGACGGCGAGGGACCUAGCCAUGUAUUGGACGGGUACCAGGAGCAGAACCUGGUGGACGCCGCGAUAGCCGCCCGCGACUGCACGGACGUGUGCCGGCUCAUGCUGUUCGUGGAGCCCAUGGCGUGGAUGACCGGCGUCACGCACGACGCGCAGGGCAAGCUGCACUGCCCCAAGUGUAACAACAAGAUCGGCAGCUUCAGCUGGGUCUGCGGUUGCAAGUGUCCGUGCGGUCAGAAAGUAGCGCCCGCCUUCUACCUCGUGCCGUCGAAGGUGGAAUGGUCCAAUAUUGUACAAAACGUACAGGUCACGGUCUAGAGCGCAGCGGGCUUAUGGUUGCGCUCCUAGUUAUGUGGCUUUAUACUAUAGUUCGUUUUUUUAGCAUUAGAAAUAAGGUAAACCAUCUUGAUGUGUCUUUUAAUUGAAAAACACAUUUUAAAAAUAAGUUACGGCAAAUAUGUAACGGUUAUGAAUCUAAUACGAUCAUUUAUAUUCUUCUGCUUUCAUAAGCAAUAGUUACUGAUUUUUAAAAAGCGUUUUUCAAUUAAAAGACUUGCCAAGAUCGCUUACCUUCUUUCAAGUUCUAUCUAAUGCUAAAAAAAACGAACGAUAGAGCAGGGUCCUUAUACACCAUGUGCAUAAGGAACCUUAUGUGAUGGAUAGCCACAUAUUAUAAUAAAUAAAUUAAAGUGUUAUGCUUCCAAAAAAUGUUCUCCCCAUAUAAAAACGAACUGUCAUAAGGAUCAUCAUUGGUCACGGUAUCGCGAAUCAAUCUUGUGUCCCAUCCAAUCUUACCCGGGUAUACCUGUACAUGUUAUAAUAUAUCUAAUGUUAAAUGUUUAGAUAAUAUUUGGAUGGCCUUCUUAACAAUAGGAGAAACUCUGAAAAUCUUAUUUUAUAGAAAUUAUCCUUAAUAUAAGUAUCUGUUUUCCUUCACCGAAUUCUUUUUCCGAACCGAAUUUCUUCAGAUAUCGGUGAAGGAAAACAUCGCGAGGAAACCUGCAUACAUCUGCGAAGAAAUUCAAAGGUGUAUGUGAAGUCCCCAAUCCGCAUUGGGCUAGCGUGGGGACUAUAGCCCAAGCCCUCUCGCGCAUGAGAGGAGGCCUGUGCUCAGCAGUGGGAUGUAUAUAGGCUGAAAUGAUGAUGAUGAUGAUAAGUAUCUGUCGUCGCUAUUUUCAAUAACUCUCAAAUACAUGCUUUUCCUUGGAAUAUAGUAAUUUUACAUGUUACAUGAUUAUUUACUGGAUGCAGAAACGAAAUAAAUAUAAUAUUUAUUUUUAAUAAAAUAUUGUUGGCAUGAAGUUUAUAUAGAUAUAUUUUUACAAAUAAUUCACAAUUAUGUACUUACGUAUUUUUUAACCAGGCCUUCAAGUACCUAAUGUCUUCCUGUAUAGUUACGAAAAGUAGCCAUAAUUUGAAAUUAUCUCCAGUUCUCAUCCCAAUGUAUUAAAAUUCUCCAUAACUGCUUGUCAUUUAACUUUUUGCCCGCCUUUUGUCAUUUAAAAAUGUUACGCACACGCCAACAUCAUUGGUGAAAGCUGUCUAAUAUAAACUAUACUUAAAAAAGUUUUGACUCAAAUGUUUCUU
Molecule: messenger RNA, 2853 nt
Organism: Cydia fagiglandana
Lineage: Eukaryota; Metazoa; Arthropoda; Insecta; Lepidoptera; Tortricidae
Product: dual specificity protein phosphatase MPK-4-like
Exons: 11
Coding region: 382-1584 (400 amino acids)
Biological process (GO): protein dephosphorylation
Cellular component (GO): nucleus
Molecular function (GO): protein tyrosine/serine/threonine phosphatase activity
Source: RefSeq, a predicted model, not a curated record